Camelina sativa (false flax) is the source of this 881-nucleotide messenger RNA. Its product is annotated as isocitrate dehydrogenase [NAD] regulatory subunit 1, mitochondrial. Gene Ontology annotation, cellular component: mitochondrion. NCBI's taxonomy places the organism in Eukaryota, Viridiplantae, Streptophyta, Magnoliopsida, Brassicales, Brassicaceae. Gene Ontology annotation, biological process: isocitrate metabolic process; tricarboxylic acid cycle. Gene Ontology annotation, molecular function: isocitrate dehydrogenase (NAD+) activity. The record is from RefSeq and is a predicted model, not a curated record.
UAGGUGAUCACGAAGUUCUGUUCUGAGCGUAUUGCAAAGUAUGCUUUUGAGUAUGCGUACCUCAACAACAGGAAGAAAGUUACAGCGGUGCAUAAGGCUAACAUCAUGAAACUUGCGGAUGGUUUGUUCUUGGAAUCUUGUCGGGAGGUUGCUAAAAAAUAUCCGAGCAUCACCUACAAUGAAAUCAUUGUUGAUAACUGCUGUAUGCAACUUGUAGCGAAACCAGAGCAAUUCGAUGUCAUGGUAACACCCAAUCUCUAUGGUAAUUUAGUUGCAAAUACUGCUGCUGGUAUUGCUGGAGGCACAGGAGUCAUGCCUGGAGGAAAUGUUGGGGCAGACCAUGCAGUAUUUGAGCAAGGUGCAUCAGCAGGAAAUGUUGGGAAAGACAAGAUAGUAUUGGAAAACAAAGCAAACCCAGUGGCAUUGCUUCUCUCAUCAGCGAUGAUGCUUAGACACCUUCAGUUCCCGUCAUUUGCUGACCGGCUUGAAACAGCAGUGAAAAAGGUCAUCGCUGAAGGAAAGUGCAGGACGAAAGAUCUUGGUGGAACAAGCACGACUCAACAGGUAGUUGAUGCGGUCAUUGCAAAACUAGACUGACUUUGACAAAUUACGUGUUCCCUGUCUGCAUAAAUUCAUCAAAUUCCUGCUACAGAUUUUGUGUGUUUGCCAAAAUAUGGGGUAUGAUCCAAUCCUAAGCACACCACCGGUUAUUUGGUUUUGUACCUCGAGUUUUAUAUUCUUUAGCCGUCUAAAAUUUCGAUAAGAAAAGAAACAAAAACAUGUUCUAAAUAAUUCAUGUUGCUACGUUUGUUUGUUGGCGGCUUUUGUCAUUUCAUAGUUUCUAAACCCCUGUUCGCGGAAUAUGCAAACUUUUUUAUUGA